AUGGCGAACCGCGCAGAAAAUCUUCCAGCGAGAUGGAAAUAUCUCCAGAACAUCGUUAGCCGCCAUGGUCCAUUCACGGACCCCGACUGGGAGCCUAGCGCGGCUACGCUUGACGCCCUGGCAAGCAUGAAGGUUUUGGUCAUUGGCGCCGGAGGGCUUGGCUGCGAGAUCCUCAAGAACCUUGCGCUCUCUGGAUUCAAGGACAUCUACGUUAUCGACAUGGACACGAUUGACGUCUCAAACCUGAACCGUCAAUUUCUAUUCCGUCAAGCCGACGUUGGAAAGUACAAGGCCGAAGUCGCGGCCCGCUUCGUGGAGAAGCGAGUCAAAGGUGUCAAGAUCACGCCUUACUGCGGCAAAAUACAGGACAAGGACGAGGAUUUCUACAUGCAGUUUGCUUUGGUGGUAUGCGGGCUGGACAGCAUUGAGGCGCGCCGGUGGAUCAAUGCCACGCUCGUUGGCAUGGUCGAUGCGGAGAACCCAGAUUCUCUGAAGCCGUUGAUUGACGGUGGAACGGAAGGCUUCAAGGGCCAGGCGCGUGUCAUUCUCCCGACUAUGACGUCUUGUAUAGAGUGCCAGCUGGACAUGCACGCCCCGCGUGCUGCGGUUCCUCUGUGUACGCUUGCUACCAUCCCAAGACAGCCGCAGCAUUGCAUCGAGUGGGCGCACAUCAUAGCUUGGGAGGAAGAGCGCAAGGGAGAUACGCUUGACACCGAUGACCCCGAGCAUAUCACCUGGCUCUACAACAAGGCUCUUGCUCGCGCCGACGAGUUCAACAUUCCUGGCGUCACGUACUCAAUGACUCAGGGCGUGGUCAAGAACAUCAUCCCUGCAAUUGCAUCGACCAACGCGAUUGUUGCCGCGGCAUGCUGCAACGAAGCCUUCAAGAUCGCCAGCAACACCAACCCGCCCCUUGGGCUCCCGGACAGUGGAAAUGGCAACUACAUGUACUAUACUGGCGAUGACAGCGUGUACACUUACACAUUCGAGCAUGAGAAGAAGGACGACUGCCCCAUUUGCGGUAAUCUCGCCAGGACGCUUGAGGUCGACUCGGCGAACUCGUUGGAGGAAUUCCUGGAAAGCCUCGCAGAGCGGCCGGAGACGCAAUUCAAGAAGCCGAGCAUUCGAUCGGAAGCCAAGACGCUUUACCAGCAGUUUCCUCCAAGCCUGGAAGAGCAGACACGACCGAAUCUUCAGAGAAAGCUGGCUGAUUUAGUUGCGAGCGGAGAGGAAGUGGUUGUCACAGACCCGGCAUUUGCGACGGUUUUCAAGUUCAAGCUGGUGUUCAAGGAGUGA
Messenger RNA from Lasiodiplodia theobromae, 1296 nucleotides. Its product is annotated as NEDD8 activating enzyme protein. The coding region runs from base 1 to 1296 and encodes 431 amino acids. Gene Ontology annotation, biological process: protein neddylation. Gene Ontology annotation, molecular function: NEDD8 activating enzyme activity. Gene Ontology annotation, cellular component: cytoplasm; nucleus. Lineage: Eukaryota; Fungi; Ascomycota; Dothideomycetes; Botryosphaeriales; Botryosphaeriaceae. The transcript is spliced from 7 exons. The record is from RefSeq and is a predicted model, not a curated record.